GUUAACCCUGCCCUCAGAAAUGAAGACGUCCGGAGGACAUUAUCACCGACCCGCCACCUCCCUUGCCGGUGGCUCACGGAGGAACUCGUCGAUCCUUUCGCCGUCCUAUACAAGUUCCAGUCUUUCUCGUGCAAGAGCUUCAAAGUUGGAAAUGUCAAUUCCACCGCUACCCGAAAAUCGCAUUGUUUUGGGUGUUGGAAGUGUGGGGGUGGACUUCUUGGCUGCUGUGGCUUCCUAUCCUAAGCCAGAUGAUAAAAUUCGAACCACCAGCUUUCAGGUCCAAGGAGGUGGCAACACUGGGAAUGCUUUGACUUGCGCAGCUCGGCUAGGACUUAAUCCAAGGAUCAUUUCCAAGGUCCAAUGUUCGUCGAAUUGAAAUAUUUCUACUUGAUCUUUACUUGAGCAUUUUCCCUUAAUUGAUUUUAGAACUAAUAGAACAGUAGUGGUUUGCCAUUAUCUUCUGCUCAGUAGAAUACGUCUUCUGAGCAUUUAUUGGUAGUAGUCAAUCCAUUACCUGCAUCUCUGGAUUACUAUGGUUGCAAUGGAUUACUUUUAGUAGGUCUGGCUUUGAUGUGUUGUAGACUUGUAGAGUUAGGUUCUUGAUACUAAUUUUUAAGCGAACGAGCAACCCCUUCGUAUACAACAAGUGGACUGAAUCAUUUCAGGUCAUCGCGAUGUGUUUCGGUAUUUUUGGGGAUAGUGUACUAGGAAUUGGUUUAGGAAGAUUCAUUCUUCCUCUUCACCACUGAACUUCCAAGCCACUUUACCAUGGCGCCAUGAAUUAUGACUUUAUUGAAUAGGUUGCUAAUGAUUUACAAGGCAAGGGAAUAUUGGAUGAACUAGAUGAGGAUGGUGUUGACACCUCGUUUAUGGUGGUAUCCAACAGAGGCAAUUCACCAUUCACCUAUGUCAUUGUUGAUAACAAAAUGAAAACUCGAACUUGCAUACACACUCCAGGGGACCCUCCCAUGGUACCAGAAGACCUAUCCCAAUCAAAUUUGAUGUCUGCUAUUGAUAGAGCUAGAGUUGUCUAUUUUGAUGGGAGAUUGCAUGAAACAGCAUUGGUUGUGGCAAAGGAGGCAAGUUGUAGGUGCAUACCAAUCUUAGUUGAUGCAGAAAGGAUAAGGGAAGGGCUUGAUGGACUUUUGAGCUUUGCUAAUUAUGUUGUAUGCUCAACAAAGUUUCCACAGGCAUGGGCCGAGGCCCCUACUCUUCCAAGCGCACUUGUUUCCAUGCUUCUGAGGUUGCCAAAUGUGAAAUUUGUUGUUGUGACAUUGGGUGAUGAGGGUUGCAUCAUGCUAGAAAGGACUGAACCUGAGUCCGCCCAAGCUGAAGAAAUAGAUGUAAACGACUUGUAUGAAAUACUCAAGCAAAAGAAGGAUGCCAAUCUAACCAUGCCCACAUGCAUACCAUCGCGCCCUGCAAAAUUGGAAGCCAAGGGAAUAGGAACAGUGAGUGGGAGACUACUUGUGGGAACAGCCGAAAAGAUACCAUCUUCGGAACUAGCCGAUACAACGGGUGCUGGGGAUGCAUUUAUCGGGGCAAUCCUUUACUCAAUCUGUGCUGAAAUGCCACCGGAGAAGAUGCUGCCAUUUGCUGCUCAAGUGGCCGCUAUCAGUUGCAGAGCCUUAGGCGCCAGAGCCGGCCUCCCCUGCCGUGAUGACCUUCGCCUUGCACCUUUUCUAGUUUAGGCCUCCCAAGAGUAUUAUUUUCUCUUGCAAUGUUUGUAAACUUUGUUACUAUUACUAUACAAUGUCGAAACUGGCAAAGGAAAUACUAUUACUAUUACUAUACUCUGUGUAAAUGACAUGAAAUCCGAAUAGCGCAAUUGUGGAUCUUUUAACUCACUUUUGAUGUCGUAAUAAUAUAUGACACCAGACAUU
Molecule: messenger RNA, 1883 nt
Organism: Cuscuta campestris
Lineage: Eukaryota; Viridiplantae; Streptophyta; Magnoliopsida; Solanales; Convolvulaceae
Source: the annotation of a GenBank genome assembly